AUGGUCGCCCCGGCUAAACGUGCCCAAGACGCGAAGCCGAGCAUCUGGGUCGAGUUCACGACGCUGGCCGCCGAGACGAAAGCGGUCAACCUUGGGCAAGGAUUUCCGGAUUUCGCCCCGCCCGCAUUCGUGCCGAAACUGCUCGAGAACAUUGCGCAGCAUCCGGAGCGGGUCGAUUGGCAUCAAUAUACCCGAGGAUAUGGACAUCCAAGGCUCGUCAACAUACUCGCCAAGCUUUACGGAGACCACUUUGCGAGAAAAAUUGAUGCCAACACUGAUGUCAUGGUGACGGUCGGAGCUUAUCUAUCGUUGUACUAUACCUUUGCCGGUUGGAUCGAUCACGGAGACGAGGUUCUGAUUAUCGAGCCCGCCUACGAUUGCUACACCCCUCAAACGAUCAUGGCCGGUGGCAAGCCGAUCUCGAUCCCAAUGGAGCUGCCGAAGGAUGCAACGUCGGCUGGCGAGUACAAGCUCGACGUGAAGAAGCUGUACGACGCCUGGACACCAAAAACUAAAAUGCUCGUGUUGAACAACCCGAAUAACCCGACCGGAAAGCUUUUCAGCCGGGCCGAACUUUUGGAGGUGGCCAAAUUCGUUGAGGAGAAGGACUUGAUUGUGGUCGCCGACGAGGUUUACGAAUGGCAUGUCUAUGGCGGAAAUGAAAUGGUCCGUUUUGCCAGCCUUCCCGGAAUGUACGAUCGCACAAUUACCGUCGGUAGCGCUGGAAAGGCUUUCUCCGUUACUGGCUGGAAGCUUGGCUGGGCGGUCGGGCCUAAAAAUCUGCUCGAGCCGUUGAAGACAAUUCACCAAAAUUGCGUCUUCACCUGCCCAACCCCGAUCCAAGAAGCCGUGGCCCAAGGAUUCGAAAAAGAGUACGAAUUGCUGAAGACGGACCCGGCCAGCAGCUACCUGAAGACGGGCCUCGCCUCCGAGCUAGAGGCCAAGCGGGAUCAGCUCGCCAACUCGCUGAGAAAUGCGGGAUUUAGGCCGAUUAUGCCCCAGGCUGGAUAUUUUAUGAUGGCCGACUACACAGCCGUUGAUGGAGACUACAAAAAUUUGGCCGAGUCCAGCCAAGAGCCGAUGGAUUUCCACUUUGUCCGCUGGUUGUGCAAGGAAAAGAAGCUGGCCACGAUCCCACCCUCGGCUUUCUACUCGCCGGAGCACAAGCAUGCUAACGCGAACCUCAUCCGCACUUGUUUCUUCAAGAAGGACGAGACGCUGAAGGCGGCUGACAAGAUUCUCGCUGAUUUGAAGAAA
Messenger RNA from Mesorhabditis spiculigera, 1257 nucleotides. NCBI's taxonomy places the organism in Eukaryota, Metazoa, Nematoda, Chromadorea, Rhabditida, Rhabditidae. The record is from the annotation of a GenBank genome assembly.